CAGUAGUUUAGUGCAUUAGUGUUUAGUUUGCAGCAGCGUCUCUUCCCUCCCACACUCCCGCACCUGCUUUGCUUGCCAAAAACCCAAUCUCCCCCCUCCCUGCUCUGUUGUGACUGGCCUGGUAGGAGAAGGAACCGUGUGAUUGGCUGUAGGUGAUCACAUGGUAGCAGGAAUCCCCAGGACAGGAAGAGGAAGUGAGCUGCUGCUGGAGGUGCCGGAGUGAGGGAGGGAAGGCACAUGUAGGAGAUAUAGUGCCCCGGAACCUGGAUUAGUUAUUUCUAUAAGGAUUUGUACGCGGGGCAUUAGGGGCAUUAGGGCGGUGCCAGGAGGCGCAAUCGCAGGGGAAGGCGCAGACGUUACGGGAGCGCAUGGCGGGGGAUUCGGCUGUCAGACUGUUAGCGCUGAGCGGGCUGUUCCCGGUGUAUAAGCCCAAGGGCCCCACCUCAGCGCAAGUAGUGGCGCAACUAAAGGGCUCCUUACUGAAAGAAGCCGGGCUGAAGGAAUAUGUGAAGAAAAGGAAACAGACCCUGAAGAUUGGCCACGGGGGGACCCUGGAUAGUUCCGCCUCAGGGGUGCUUGUAAUUGGCAUCGGGGAUGGCACCAAGAUGCUGAGCACAAUGCUUGCAGGGUCCAAGAAAUACACAACGGUGGGUGAGCUGGGGAAGGCCACAGACACGCUGGAUGCAUCAGGCACAGUAACAGAAGAAAAACCUUAUGACCACAUCACUAAGGAAGACUUGGAGGGGGCGCUGAAGUUAUUUACAGGAAACAUCAUGCAGGUCCCCCCUCUCUUCUCAGCACUGAAAAGGGACGGAAAAAGACUUUCCUGCCUGCUGCGAGACGGCGCCGAGGUGGAGGCAAAGCCGGCCAGGCCUGUGACUGUCUAUCAGCUGUCUCUGAGAGACUUCCAGCCCCCAGUUUUUACUCUUGAUGUUGAGUGCGGAGGUGGGUUUUAUGUAAGAAGCCUGGUCAAUGAUUUGGGAAAAGCACUGAAGAGCUGUGCGAGUGUGAAGGAACUUGUCCGUACCAAGCAGGGUCCCUUUACCCUGGAGGAUCACACCCUGAAAGAAGAAGACUGGAACAUCAGUCGGAUAGCGCAGGCACUGCAGGAAUACGGUCCCCUCCUUCCAGCAGAGCCGGGCAACAAGCGGUUAAAGAAGGAAAAUGCAGAUAAUACAGUCGGAUCUGGGGAAUGAAUGUGAGUUUAAACAGCCUUGAAAGCAUUGAAAGGGCAAGUAAUUUUCCUGCUCGCAGAGGGAGCGGCUUCUGAGAAUCCAUUUGCUGCGUCCGGACAUCGGGAACGAGCCCUGCGCUCUAACAGGGCCACGGGAUUCUCGAGGGACCCUUUUCUUGUGUUUCACAGCCCAGUGGAGUAGCCGUGGGGGCUACAAUCCCUCCAGCAGAACGUGCAGAUUACCCACUCUGGGCUAAUUUCCGUGCCACUUGGGAGCCACAAGUGCCACUAUUUAACGGAGUCGAGAGCUGGUUCGACCUGACGGUAGUCGGAGGCCACGACUGACUACAUUUCUUUGAUUCAUUUAUUUUUAAUUAAAAAAAAAAGUAAAAA
Molecule: messenger RNA, 1567 nt
Organism: Xenopus tropicalis (tropical clawed frog)
Lineage: Eukaryota; Metazoa; Chordata; Amphibia; Anura; Pipidae
Gene: trub1
Product: TruB pseudouridine (psi) synthase family member 1
Exons: 8
Coding region: 369-1196 (275 amino acids)
Biological process (GO): RNA processing; RNA modification; pseudouridine synthesis
Cellular component (GO): nucleus; cytosol
Molecular function (GO): RNA binding; pseudouridine synthase activity; tRNA pseudouridine(55) synthase activity
Source: RefSeq, a predicted model, not a curated record